CUCGCCUCUGUUUCCCCUCCUCAUCCCUUGUUCCGCCCCACUGUAUUCCUUUUUGACUCGAAUCCAAGGGAGAGACGACCUGAUCUGGUGGGCUUGUGGCGACAGAGAUGGCAGGAGAAGUCAGCGGAACUGUCCCAUGCAAUGCAAGAGUCUACGUCAAUGGCGUUACCGGUUACUACAUGCGGUUUCAAGCACAUGGACGCAAGUACUCUGUUGACAUUGUGAAGGGGGCACACGGGACCAGGAUCAAGGGGAGUGGCUGGAAGAAAUUCACUUCUGACUUUUCACUUCGGAAGGGUGCUGUCGUCAUUUUUGACUUGGACAUGCAUCCGCGCCAGGCAUAUGUUGUUGUUCAGCCAGUUGAAGGAAGCAUUUCAGACGUGGAUGGUGAUGUAGAGAUGAUAGAUGGAGACAACUCAGAUGUGGAUGAAGACGGUGGCAGCAUACCGAUCGAGUAUACAAGGGGCAUAACUCUGAAUGAUGCACAACAGGACAUUCUCAAUGCAUUGGUGCUCAGCUUCAAGACCGAGUUUUUAGGAGUAUCUUUUGUACACUGUCUUACUACAACCGACACUCAAGCUGGACAAAUGAAAGUGCCAGAGAGGGUUGCUUCAAGCUUGAACAUCCCUAAAGAAGGGUUGGCUGGGGUUUGUCUAAGCAGUGGGGAGGCAAAGACUCGUGUUGAAUACAGCACGUCUACUGAUGGUCGUAUAGCUUUCAACAAAAAGCAAUGGAGGUGUUUCCUCUCAAAGACUACCCUGGUGAUCAAUGACUACAUCUUCAUGUUAUUCAAGGCUAGCAGCAAGUCUUACAUGAAUGUUACCGUCGUCGUCAGCAAGCUUUAA
Molecule: messenger RNA, 845 nt
Organism: Triticum urartu
Lineage: Eukaryota; Viridiplantae; Streptophyta; Magnoliopsida; Poales; Poaceae
Source: RefSeq, a predicted model, not a curated record